AGCGAUACUCUGCGGCCAUCCGAGCGUUGCAGACCAGCAACAUGCACCUGGAAAGCAAACUGAACGCGUUACGCUCCAACGCCAUGCGACUGAAUGCCGACAUGACGAAGCUUCAGCAGCACGUGAAAGCCUUCAACAAGGAUCUUCUGGUGACCUGGCAGGCCGACACGCUGACCCGGCUGGUCGAAGUGGUCUACGAACGACAAGGCUGGAAGUUGCCCGGUGGUGUUGUUGUCGGCGAUCACGUCCACCUCGACCGCGAGAGACUGUCGGGGAUGUUCACCACCGCUGCAGGGAGAAUCCGAAAGAUGACGCUGAAGAAAAAGAUGGGGCUCCCGGGGGUAUACUACGCGGCUCUACAGAGAUACAAGGAAGUUGCCCACCUGCGCAGUACGGACCCGUUCCAGACGGAGUGCGCCUUUGCUCGCUGGCUAGUAUCGGGAAAGGAGAAUCACUGGGGGCUGUAUCGGUUCUGGGGCGCCCUGUUCCCCGUGUGCUAUAAUCGGUCGGUGGAGGAGAGCGCCGAGAUAUUCUGAUAUUAUUCCUGUGGCUAAAAGAAGCCUCCUUUGAUUUCAGGGUUCUGAUUUCUGGUCGUUGAGUCUCCAGGAUAGAUAGCAUUG
Aspergillus heteromorphus CBS 117.55 is the source of this 620-nucleotide messenger RNA. RefSeq lists its product as uncharacterized. The coding region runs from base 42 to 536 and encodes 164 amino acids. The record is from RefSeq and is a predicted model, not a curated record. NCBI's taxonomy places the organism in Eukaryota, Fungi, Ascomycota, Eurotiomycetes, Eurotiales, Aspergillaceae. The transcript is spliced from 2 exons.